AUGUUGAGCGAUAAGCAAAAUGCUUUUCUUGAUAAAGAACAUCGAGACUUUUUGAAGCAACAUAAGUUUAUUCUCGAUAAGGCUAGUAAUAUCAUCGAAGAAACCACUAAAGAAUAUUUACUCGAAUUACUUUAUGAAGUUAAAUUAGCAAAUAUUAAAUUUAAGAACGAUUAUUCAUUUGAUUUACAUAUUU
Messenger RNA from Racocetra persica, 193 nucleotides. The record is from the annotation of a GenBank genome assembly. Lineage: Eukaryota; Fungi; Glomeromycota; Glomeromycetes; Diversisporales; Gigasporaceae.